GCAGACUAACGAAAACUACCAGAGAACUGGCCACCCAAAUCACCCCCUGAAGCCUAAAACCAUAAAUAAGAACGGUAAUAAUAGGUUUCUCACUCCACACCCUACCUACAUUCCCCAGGAUCGCAACUGUAAUUACUCUCAAAAAGAAAACUUCUCAUACCCUUUAGUACCGACCCAUCACAUAACAACGGCUCCCAUGUAUAACAACAGUCGCAACUCCUCCCAGUUACGCGUAGCAGACCCCUCUCGCGCUAACGUAAAUAGCCAUAACAGGGGCUACGAGUCUAACCAUCAAGACUAUUUUGUAAAUAACCAUACACUUCACAGUAGGCCUGUACAAGAUUUUUUUUGGAAUAAGACCCCUAGUAACACCUCUGUUGAAGCAUAUAGCCCAGGUUAUUUCAAACCACAUGCAAAACAUAAAUUUGUUUCCUCCGUACAGUUUCCAUCACAGAGUACUCCCACCCUUUCCUCCUGGGUAAACUCCCCAAUCAACUUCACCAGCUCAUUUGAUACAUCUCCCAAUAAGUUUAACUAUCAAAAUACCGAGCUAAUGAAGAACUUCCAACCCCUCACAUCAAACUCAUCUUACACUCGCGAGGGUUACGACGACUUUAUCCGAAAUACCCUCACCCAUUUUAACUUAGUGGGCCACUUGCUUAAUAUAUGUCUUAUCAACGCUCGAUCGAUCUGCAACAAAAAGACGGAUUUAGCCCUGUUUGUAUCCAUAUAUCAACCAUCAGUUAUUAUGAUAUCUGAAGCAUGGACUAACAGUAAUAUUUCCGACCGAAGCAUAUCUCUAGAUAACUAUUCCCUAUAUAGAAGCGAUAGAUUGAAUGGACGAGGCGGAGGAUGCCUUAUUUACGCUCACUCUAGCCUGAACUCACUGCUAUGUGAUAUGCCUGAACUAAACAAACUGAAGGAUUCGGUGUGGAUUGUAUUAAAGCCGUCGAAUUCCGUUACCUUACUGCUCGGCUGUGUUUAUCGUCAACCUAACGCAUCAAUAGAUGAAAUAGCAGUAUUAUCGGAGGUAUUCACGCUAGCAUCAUCCCUCUCAUUCACAGGCAAGCUCAUUUGUGGUGACUUCAAUAUGCCCGAAAUUUCUUGGCUGCCAGUCAAAGCGCCGAGACGUUAUGAAUCAUUUAUUGAAUGUCUAGAGCUUGGACAAUGGACUCAGUAUGUCGAUAGCCCUACCAGACAUCAAAACAUCUUAGACUUAGUCUUUACCAGUGGCCUCAUCCCCAAUACUUUGUAUAUUGGAAAAAAGUUCCCAGGUAGUGAUCAUAACAUUGUCAUAUGCAGCCUUAAUGUAAAAACCACAACCGAUAGAAGUAAAACCGUAACACUUCGUAGAAACUAUCGCAAGGUUGAUUGGAAUAACUUCCACAAUUACCCAAGAAGCACUGAUUGGAGAACUUUCUUUACCUCAAACAAUACCGACACAUUAACCAAUAUAUUUUAUCACAACAUCAAAAGUAUCAUCAACAAACAUCGCACCAUUAGAAUACUGUAAACCUACGUUCUCCAAAGAUCUCUAUAUACCGGUCAGUACAAGAAGACGUCUUCAAAGACAUUGUACUCAAUUCCACAACUUAAAUGACUUUUCCUCUUUAGUGACGAUGACAGAAAUACUUGUCCGAACAGAGGCAAUAAGUAAACAAAAAGCAGUAGCACAGGAAAAACGUGCAGUUGAACUUAAUAAUAACUCCUCUGCACUCACCAUACUACUUGUUAAGUUUGUUUCACAUUGUUCCUACAUGUUCCUUUUCUACUCUUUUGUAUGUUGUUUUAUACUACUUAUUUACAUUCAGUAGGCAGCUGUAUACCCAACAAUUUCCACACUUAUGUUGUAACUCAAGUUGUACUAUAACAUUCUGGAAUGUUCACAUAUAUCUUUAAUGUUUAUUUUACUUAUAAUUGUAUUUAUCAUUAUAAUCACUGUAAUUUAAUUACUGUAAAGGUUAUCCACUGUUUAUGCAUUUGUUUGAAUGCAACAGUUUCCAUAUUGUUUGCUCUUGGUUCGAGUUUCGGUUGUUCAUAAACUGUUACCAAAUCUAGACACAGCUAUCGGCUGUCUUU
This is a messenger RNA of Schistosoma bovis, 2079 nucleotides long. Lineage: Eukaryota; Metazoa; Platyhelminthes; Trematoda; Strigeidida; Schistosomatidae. The record is from the annotation of a GenBank genome assembly.